Synchiropus splendidus (mandarinfish) is the source of this 6549-nucleotide messenger RNA. It is a transcript of the gene als2b, whose product is annotated as alsin Rho guanine nucleotide exchange factor ALS2 b. The record is from RefSeq and is a predicted model, not a curated record. The transcript is spliced from 35 exons. Bases 160 to 5154 code for a protein of 1664 amino acids. NCBI's taxonomy places the organism in Eukaryota, Metazoa, Chordata, Actinopteri, Syngnathiformes, Callionymidae.
GGCUAGUCAUAUAUGUCAACAUUGAUGCUCCCUGCCGUCACCUGCCCGCAAAUGCUGUUUUUCUCUUUGUCACUUAGUUUUCCCCAUUAAAGCGUCAAACCAAGAACACUGGCCCGAAUAAACGAGUUUUGAACGUGAUGGAAAAAUGAAGAAUAUCUAAUGGACACUCAGAGAAAGAGCUCUGGGGAUGACAACAGGAAUGGUGGAGAAAGAGGCAUCCUGCACUCAUGGCGGGGCUACUCGUGCAAGCUCACACCUGAGGAGCUGCUUCUCCCACGGCCUGUCCUCCAGGUUUCCUUGGGCACUAACCAUGGUGUUCUGCUGGUUGAAGGAGGGCAGGUUUACAGUUUUGGGGAGUUACCGUGGAAACAAAAUCAAGUGCAAGAUCAAGGAAAACCUGUGCUGGAAAGCGCCCUCAGUGGCCAGCGUGUUGUUACCGUAGCUGCUGGUGGCUUCCACAGUGGCGCAGUGACAGAAGAUGGUGGCCUUCACAUGUGGGGGGACAACACUUGGGGUCAGUGCGGCCUGUCUGGUCUGAGCUCUGUUCCAAACCCCACUCCUGUUGCUCUUAUAGACUCUGAGCGUAUCCCUCCAAAAACUGUACCAGUUCUUGAGCUUGCUUGUGGGGAGCAGCAUACUCUUGCGCUCUCCCGACGGCGGGAGCUUUGGGCCUGGGGCACAGGCUCGCAGCUUGGCCUGAGUGUCUCUAUUUUUCCAGUCUGGAAACCACAAAAGGUGGAACAUUUGUCCGGCAGGUAUGUGCUUCAGGUGGCAUGUGGGGCUUCCCACAGCCUUGCUCUUGUGCGGUGCCUUGGUCCUGAAGACCUGCAGAGACUUCCUGCUGACAAGUGUGGACAGUGCAACCAACUGCUGUACACCAUGACUGACAAAGAGGACCAUGUCAUCAUCUCUGAUAGUCACUCCUGUCUGCGAGGUGUGGCGAGGACUGAAGAUAAGGGUGGCUUGGAAGGGACUGCUUCAAUGCCACGGCUGAAAACAUCUCCUUCAGAGCCUAUACUUCUCUAUCACUCAUCCGCCUGCACCCCUAGCCCCUCUGUGCCACACUGCCCAUCAUCCCAAGACUGUGAGGAGACAGCUUUAACUGCAGCUAAUGGCCAUUCAACUGCUUCAGAUGUCAGCAUCUUGGCUUCUGCUAAAGAAAGUAGUAAUGCGGUCUCAGGUGUCAAAAGUUCACUCUAUCCAGACGAGCAAGCUGUGAAAGAUUAUCUGAAGAAACUGACAGGAAACACUCAGGCAGAGCAGACCACCAAAGGUGUUGGUGGGCUGCAUUCUCUGUUGCCAUCUGCCCCAUUCACUCCUUCCAAUGCUGGCGCCACCAUCAACAAUCUGGUGGCGUCCUGCGCUUCGGUGGUGGGCGAACGGGUUGUUUCCACCUACGAGGCCUUGUCCCUCAAAAAAAUGAUGAAUUACCUUCCCUCUGCAGUGGCAAGGCCCAGUGGGCUGGCCGCCAGCUCUGAGAGCACCACUGAACGUGUUCGCCAAGAGGACUCUGUGCAGGCAAAGAAAAGUUCGAGCACCGGUGACAUCCAUGAAGAGGAGGCAGAGGGACUUCGCCGCCGCCUCUCUCUACCCGGACUUCUUUCACAGGUUUCUCCACGUCUGCUGCGCAAAACUGCUCGUCCCAAGAUCCGUGCAGUAUCUCUGACUAAACUGGGAGCUGUGGUCCCCGAGGCACGAGAGGUACUGCCUACCCUGAAGACUGAGGUGUGGACCUGGGGCCAAGGUGAAUGUGGCCAGUUGGGGCACGGCGAUAACCUGAGCAGAUCCCUGCCAUCGUGCAUAAAAAGUCUCGACAAUAAAGAGGUGGUGCGGAUUGCUGCGGGAGCUCAUCAUUCCAUGGCUCUGACUGCCCAGUCUCAGGUGUUCUCAUGGGGAAGUAACAGUUGCGGUCAGCUGGGGCACAUGGAGACACCCAGCACCAUCCCUCGCCUUGCAAAGCUCUCUGAGGGUAUCCGGGUGUGGGAUGUGAGUGCUGGCGAGAAACACAGCCUUCUUCUGGCAGAUGGUGACUGCAUACAGCCCAUCAUCUACUACAGUGGCCAGCAGGUAUAUGAGCAGGAGACCAAGGAUCAGCCGGAGGAGGAGGAAGACCGGGCUGGAGGCUACACGCAGCAGCCGGUUCUACUUCCUUUCUGCAUGAAUCUGGGCUAUGUGAGCAGUGUGUGUGCAGGCGGUCAGCGUUGCAUGGUGUUGUCUAAUAAGAAUGUAAUGGGAUUUGUCGCUGGUCUGCAUGAGCUGGGGUCAGCUGAGAGGAAGGUUUACUGCAAGCUGUGUGACCUGAAGACACAAAUUCUAGGUCCCCUGUUGGACUUGGACUCUUUAAGCUCUGCACUCGGCUCAGUCGUGCAUGGCCUCCUUCAAACACUGGCGGGUCGAUUUAGCCUAUUGUGUCGCUUGACGGGUCAACAUGCUGCCAGUCUUACUGCCAACCUGCGCCGCGACCUUGAUGUCAAGAGCCUCGCUGUUCUCGACCACACCAGCAUCUUCCUCGACUCUUACAAUGAGUACUCAACUGCUCUGGGCAAUUUCCAGGUGAUGGGAGGUUUUCUUGCCCUGACCAAGCCCUCACUAGAUUUCUUUGGAAAAACACCCGAGCUUCUCCAAAAGCUGUCUCAGUCCAGCGAAGAAAAUGCAUCGAUUACUGACCUCCUGCAGGCGCUGUUUUUCCUGCCCUUGCGUCAUCUUCACAGUUACAGUCGAUUGCUGCUCAAGUUGGCAACUUGCUUUGAUGUGAACACCAGUAACUACCAGCGGCUGCAGGACAGCUACUCCAAAUUUGAAACCUUGGCUGCUCAGUUGAAGAAGAAAGCAAAGGAAGUGGACUACACGUUCAUGUUCUGGAAGAGCUUCCCAGGCAAGAUGACGGAUUCACUGCGGAAGCCUCACCGUCGGCUUAUAUGUGAGAGCAGCAACAAGUCUCUCACUCUGCAGAAUGCUGGAAGGUUCUCAGUCAACUGGUUCAUCCUUUUCAAUGACGCCUUGGUUCAUGCGCAGCGUGUGGCACCCUAUAAAAGCCUUUUCUCAACGCAUCACGUUUUACCUUUGACAACACUGUGGGUGGAGCCAAUUCCAGAAGACAACACUGGCGUAUAUGGAUUGAAGGUCAUUACACCUGAGGAAACGUUCAGCCUGCUGGCCAGCUCUAGUGGAGAGAAGGCCAAGUGGUUUCGCAGCAUCAACCAGGCAGUGGACCAGGCACUAGGUGGAACAGAGCAAGAUAUGACAUCACUGCGACUAGAGCCCCCUAUUUCAAGGACCGCCUCCUACACUUUUUACAAGGACGGCCGACUGAAAGAUGCCUCCUAUGAAGGCCGUUGGCUGAACGGCAAACCCCAUGGCAGGGGCGUAUUAAAGUGGCCUGAUGGAAGAAUAUACACCGGGGAGUUCAAGAAUGGACUGGAAGAUGGAUACGGUGAAUUUGUGGCUCCCAAUAAAACGCUGAACAAGAACGACCAAUACCAAGGUUACUGGAGGGAAGGCAAAAUGCAUGGCCUUGGAAGAUACAGCAGUUAUGCCAGUGGUGAGGUGUAUGACGGGUCUUUCAAGGAUGGAAUGCGACAUGGUCAUGGCAUGCUACGAACCGGGAAACUGAACUCGUCCUCCCCUAGCGUGUUCAUAGGUCAGUGGUUACAGGACAAAAAGACUGGCUAUGGUGUCUUCGACGACAUCACCAAAGGUGAGAAGUAUAUGGGCAUGUGGCAGGAUCACCUGAGGCAAGGCACUGGGGUCGUUGUCACCCAGUUUGGUCUUUACUACGAAGGGGCUUUCAAAGACAAUAAAAUGAUGGGUACUGGGAUCUUGCUUUCAGAGGAUGACACUACAUACGAGGGGGAGUUUUCUGAUGACUGGACCCUAAACGGGAAGGGUGUGUUGACGAUGGCAAACGGUGACUACCUGGAAGGAACCAUCAGUGGAGAGUGGGGAACCGGUCUGAAGGUGACCGGUUCUUACUAUAAACCGCAUUUGUUUGACAUCACUAAGGAGAAGACUCGUGCAGUAAAGCUGGGCCGUCUGUGUGUCAGUGCGGAGGAUAAGUGGCAUGCAGUCUUCGAGGAGUGCUGGAGACAGCUGGGCUGUGAGUCACCUGCUCAGGGAGAAACUCGGAAGGCAUGGGAGAACAUCGCUGUAGCGCUCACCUCAAACCGACGACACAUCCGAGAGAGUCCCCAGCGGAUAUCUCGCAGUCACAGCCAGAAUCUGGAAAGCCUGGAGGUGAUUCCACAACACUUUGGUCCCAUCAACAUGGAGAGAUAUAACGCCAUCCGUCUGUACCUCAUCCAGGCCUGUGACACUCCGCUUCACCCGCUCGGCCAGCUCUUGGAAGCCCUUGUGGCGGUCUACAGGAUGACCUAUGUGGGAGUCGGAGCGAACCGCCGGCUUCUCCCGGAGGCUGUCAAGGAAAUCAAAUCGUACCUCAGUCGCAUCUUCCAGAUCGUCAGGUUUCUCUUCCCAGACAUGCCUGAAGAAGGAGGUCCAAUUCCAGAGCCUUCAACCCAAGAACAAGACAAAGGAGACCCUGGAAUCACUGAGGCCCAGUCUGAGUCCCCCAAACCUGGGCGCGUUGUGAGUAGCUCCGGUCUGCUGCUUCCUGUCCUGCUGCCCCGACUCUACCCACCGCUCUUCACCCUCUACGCUCUAGACAAGGAGCGGGAGGAUGACGUCUACUGGGAGUGCGUCCUCCGCCUUAACAAGCAGACCGACGUGGCUCUGCUUGGUUUUCUUGGCGUCCAGCGGAAGUUUUGGCCCGUCGCUGCAACGAUGGCUGUCCAGGCGGAUAAGGAGCAGAUUCUAGCUGGCAACAGGGAUACCUGCUUUGGCUUGGCAGUUGAAACGCUUCAGCAAAUCAGCACAACCUUCACUCCGUCAGAUAAGCUGCAGGUGAUCCAGCUGACGUUUGAGGCCAUCACUCGGGAGGUGCAGUCUCUGCUGCAGCAGGACUUCCUGUGGUCCAUGGACGACCUCUUCCCCGUCUUCCUCUUUGUAGUUCUGCGUGCACGUAUAAGGAAUCUGGGGUCAGAGGUCAGUCUAAUAGAAGAUCUGAUGGACCCCUGCAUUCAGCAUGGAGAACAUGGAAUCAUGUUUACCACCUUGAAGGCUUGUUACUACCAGGUCCAGCAUGAGAAGGUCACAUAACACCAGCGCUGCUGCUAUGUCCUGCCCAGUGUUACAGCUCCUCCAUGGAACGGAGAAUCUCCUGAAUCUUCUGACAAGGGAUGCUGCAAUGUACUCAGUAGACACAGUUCUACUCUGGCUCAAGAUAUUACCUGAAACUCCAGUCUUCAUUGACAAAUUUUGGUCAUUGGCGGCUUGAUUCUGUUCCUCAACCUUUGGUGUUUUAAACAUUUGACCUCUGCUUUGUUCAUGCAUUUAGAAAGACUUGAAAACUUGGUUUGCCUGAGCAGUUAUAAAUCAUUACCUAAGAGUUAAUGUGAAUAUCAAUACAUGCAGUAUUCUUGAUUCAGACAACUGCGGAUGUCUAUGAGAAAUGUCUACUUUUAAAGAACUUUGUUUUACUUCUAUUUUGUUCACAUAUUGUAUUUUAGUUAAGUUGCAAAGCAGUUCAUAAACACCAGAUAAAAAUAUAGUUUUUAAACACUGUUUUGUAUAUAAUUUAGUGGAAUGCUUCAAACAUUUCAAGUUGAAGAACAUUCAUUGAAUCACACUAGUAUUUUAACUUGACUAAUUGGACUUGAAAGUUGGACGUCCUUUAUGUCGUGCAGCGUAUUUUUGUGGAAGGAUGAUGCCUUUCUGUGAAGUUGAGUGAGCCAAAGCGAAAAUACUAUUUUUUUCAUCUCACAUGUAUCUUCCUUUUAAUCCUGCUGUUUUGUUUAUUAAGCAUAUGCUUUUUAAUACUGAUGUGGUUUCAUCUAUCACGAGCAAAGACAUUAUUAUUGUCCCCUCAAACACUGUCAAACGCCGCUGACCUGAAACUCUCUUUUUUUGUUGAGCAAUCGCGGCACAAACUGUCAGAUAUUACUGCCUGUAUUUGAUUCGUGUUCUACUUUUCAAAGGCUUAAGAGGGAUUCAGGGAAUGAGCAUGCUUUUUUAUGCUGUGGCUUUUGUCUUCUCAUGAUGAUUUGACUGAAAAACACUCGGGUCACUGUUCGGUUAGAGAGGUGGGACUGUACUAAAGCAUGCGCCAUCGUCGAGGGGGAAUUUGACUUUGUAAGCACCAACGACACGUGUCCUCCCCCCAAACAGACAAACUAGAUUAUUCUUGAAUUAAUGUUUCAAUUCUGAAUGACACUAGUUCAGCUUGAUAACAAUAUAUUUAUUGCUGCUGAAUGAAGGUGAAGACAAAUACCUCAGAAACCAUUUUCUGGGAAGCGGUCCCGAACUGUAUCAAUAUUUUCCUCCAUCUUCAGUAAUGUUAAAUGAUAUCGACACUUGAUGGACUCUUGAGAAGUGACAGACCUUUUAUGUGAAUGCAGUGUCAUCCAAUUUCUUUCCACCCAAAUGUAUAUUAAAAUAUUUUCUGAUUUUAAAAGAAGACUUUUCAUUUGGUUUAUUGUCACAUUCCCGAAAUUA